CACACACACACACACACACACACACACAGAGAAUCUCCCCCACCCCAUGUAACGAGGCCUUUAAAUAGGGCCAGUCUUCGCCUCUUCGACCUCUGUGUCGCAUCCUAGCCGCCGGCAACUCAUCUUCACAAGGUCUCCUCAAGCCCUAAGACCCAGACUCCUCAGCAGAAAUGGAGCGUACCUUCAUUGCCGUGAAGCCCGAUGGUGUACAGAGGGGACUCUGUGGUGAGAUCAUCAAGCGCUUCGAACAGAGGGGUUUCAAGCUCGUCGCUGCUAAAUUUCUGCAGGCCUCUGAGGACCACAUGAAGAAGCACUACCUAGACCUGAAGGACAUGCCAUUCUAUGCUGGUCUCUGCAAAUACAUGUCCUCUGGACCAGUCUUUGCCAUGGUCUGGGAGGGUCAGGGUAUUGUGAAGCUGGCCAGGAUGAUGCUGGGUGAGACCAACCCUGCAGACUCCAAGCCCGGCAGCAUCCGUGGAGACCUGUGCAUCAACAUUGGCAGGAACAUCAUCCACGGCAGCGACACCCUGGAUAACGCCAAGCUGGAGGUGGACCUAUGGUUCAAACCCGAGGAGUUUGUCAACUGGACCCCCAGCGCUCAGCCCUUCCUUUACGAGUAAACUUCAUCUCACUGGAGCUCUGCAGACCCACUGACCUCACCCUCGCCACAGUAGACCCUCUGACUUGGUCGUCACCAAAUAUAUCCGCAACAUGUAGCACUGAUCAAUAAAGUCUUAUGUUAACAAG
Molecule: messenger RNA, 747 nt
Organism: Nothobranchius furzeri (turquoise killifish)
Lineage: Eukaryota; Metazoa; Chordata; Actinopteri; Cyprinodontiformes; Nothobranchiidae
Product: nucleoside diphosphate kinase B
Biological process (GO): UTP biosynthetic process; GTP biosynthetic process; regulation of apoptotic process
Molecular function (GO): nucleoside diphosphate kinase activity
Source: RefSeq, a predicted model, not a curated record